UCAGACCAAAACACUAGUAUUUUUGUUAAAACGUAUUUAUUUCAAGUAUAUAUAAGGAGUUGAAAAAAAAAGGAUAAAAUGCCAAAGAAAUGCCUGGUUUGCGGCACAAAAGCAAACACCGUUUGUGAUCGUAGUUUUCAUUUCUUUCCAAAAGAUGAAGUUACUAGGCAACAGUGGGUCAAGUCUUUGAGACUUACGUUUCAACCUAACUUUAAAACUUCUUGUGUUUGCAGUGUACAUUUUGGUGAGAAAUGUUUUCCUGAUGAAUUUAUUCAGGAGCGCCGUCGACGACGACGAUUACUUACAGGGUCAGUGCCAGUGCUAAAAAAAAACGAAUGUGUUCUGAGUCCUGAUGUGUUGAAAGUGUCCUCUGAUGUGCAGUGCUCCAACAAUGCCGCGUACAGCAACAACAGUCGGAAGGAUGCAAUAAAUGGUGUUAAGGUUUUGAGUAAAGAUGAAAUUAACAGUGAUUAUAGUUUAAGAUCAACAUUAUGGUUGGAUAAAGAUUCAUGUACUUUCCAAAGCACAAAUAAUAGUCACCACAGUGAUAAUUCAAAUUCCAGUAUAUGUGUUAAGUAUGAAAAAGUAGAGUGUGAAAGCGAUGAUGUAAAUUUGUUCACUCAUGAGUCUGAAACAUGUAAUUAUUACAGCACUAGUCAAAGUUAUAACAGUGAUAAUUUAGUUGACAGUUCAAGUUUAAAGAUUGAAAAAGUAGAGUCAAAAGGCAGUACGAAUUUCUGUGCAAAUGGGUCUGGCACUCCAAUUCUUUUUGAUGACAGCAGUAAAGAAAGGAAACUCUGCCCUGGAGAUAGCGCUAUCAAAAGAGUGAAAUUUUUACAUGAUAACGAGGUAAAAUAUUUGAGUCGAUCAGAUUUUAUAUCGAAUGAAAGUUGGGAAAAGUUUCUACAGUACCAGGCGUAUUCACGAUCAAAGCUUAAUGCUGCGUACAAUCAGAAUUCGAGAUAAGAAAAAAUUAAGUCCGAAAAUGUGGUUGGAUUUUCAGCCUCAAAAAAAUUAUAUCUUCUGUAGAUUGCAUUUGUGGCAUCUACUGGACAUGUAGUACAUAUCUGGAAGCUGCUUCCUAA
Molecule: messenger RNA, 1085 nt
Organism: Copidosoma floridanum
Lineage: Eukaryota; Metazoa; Arthropoda; Insecta; Hymenoptera; Encyrtidae
Molecular function (GO): sequence-specific DNA binding
Source: RefSeq, a predicted model, not a curated record